AUGGUUAACUGCAUCCGGGGUUUUCUGUGGCCGUGACCUUCAUUUUACCGGCGAAGGGAAGACAACGUGGUUUCACAGCGUGGUCGACUUUUCUGCCAAAAAUCACCAUUUCUACCCCGAAAAAUACCUUGAUUCAAAUGAGCAAGGAUACCCUCGACUUUCCAUACUGUCAUGAAGUCUCAAAAUACGAGAGACAAGCGAAAAUUGGCCAGGGAACCUUCGGUGAAGUGUUCAAGGCAAAGAACAGAAAAAAUCCUAAAGAGAUAGUUGCGCUCAAGAAAGUCCUUAUGGACAACGAAAAAGAAGGGUUCCCUAUCACUGCUCUGCGAGAGAUAAAGAUACUCCAGCUUCUUAACCAUGAGAAUGUGGUGAAAUUGCUGGAAAUCUGCCGAACUAAAGCACAACCGUUCAAUCGUAACAAGGCUAGCAUCUACCUGGUAUUUGAGUUCUGUGAGCAUGAUCUGGCUGGACUUCUCAACAACCAGGCAGUCAAAUUCUCUCCCCCAGAGAUGAAGAAGAUCAUGCAGAUGCUUCUUAAUGCACUUUACUUCAUUCACAGCAACAAAAUCUUGCAUCGGGAUAUGAAAGCUGCUAAUAUACUCAUCACAAAGAAUGGUGUGUUAAAGCUCGCAGACUUUGGCUUGGCCAGGGCAAUUCACAUUAACAAAGAGCAGAAGCAGAGGUAUACAAAUCGAGUAGUAACGCUAUGGUAUCGGCCACCCGAGCUUCUACUAGGUGAGCGCAACUAUGGCCCUCCUAUUGAUCUUUGGGGUGCUGGCUGCAUCAUGGCGGAGCUUUGGACGCGUACGCCAAUCAUGCAGGGGAACACUGAGCAGCAUCAGUUGACCCUGAUAAGCCACCUGUGUGGUUCCAUCACCCCUGAAGUGUGGCCAGGGGUGGACAAGCUUGAGCUGUUCGAUAAAAUGGUGUUGCCUUCAGGUCAGAAAAGGCGGGUGAAGGAGCGCCUACGAAUGUAUGUAAAGGACCACAAUGCUCUUGACUUGAUUGAUAAGAUGUUAUCACUGGACCCCGGUCCCCGCAUUGAUGCGGACAGUGCACUCAAUCAUGACUACUUCUGGACAGACCCUAUGCCUACAGACUUGACCCGUACACUGGCUAUGCAUAACCAGUCUAUGUUUGAGUACCUAGCCCCACCUAGAAGAGGGGGUCAACGGCAGCCAGCCCCUCCCAGGCCAGGGCCCACGCAACCAAGCAUUGUUCAAAGUGGGACUUAUGAUAGGGUGUUCUAAAACCUUUUCUCAUGGAACUGGCAGUAUGCAACCGUAGGAAUUGUAUAUUCUCAUAUAAUCACAGAACUUCUGUUCCAGUCUCUAAUAACAGAGUUGGACUUCUACACUUGGAACUUCCAAUGUGCCCUUGCAGGCUCAAUUUAAAAUCUCAUUUCUAUAAAUAUUUGAAAAAAAAAUCCAAAAAAAUUGAAAAAUUUAGAAAAUAUAUAUAAAAAGACAUAUUCACACAAGGAUAACAAAAUACAAGCGCUCAAAAAAAAGAAAAAAAUGAAGGUCACAGACACUGCAUUCAAGGUAUUCUUGUAUGCUUUCAAUAUGAAUUCAAGCUAUCACUGUUACUUUAUGUUAUAGUGUCAGUAGUGUGGAUACUAGCCAAACAAAUGGCUUGAGACAUGAAUUGUUUCAAUAAAUGCAGUAUUAUUUUUA
Nematostella vectensis (starlet sea anemone) is the source of this 1676-nucleotide messenger RNA. Its product is annotated as cyclin-dependent kinase 9. The coding region runs from base 138 to 1250 and encodes 370 amino acids. The transcript has 4 exons. Gene Ontology annotation, biological process: protein phosphorylation. Gene Ontology annotation, molecular function: ATP binding; cyclin-dependent protein serine/threonine kinase activity. Gene Ontology annotation, cellular component: nucleus. NCBI's taxonomy places the organism in Eukaryota, Metazoa, Cnidaria, Anthozoa, Actiniaria, Edwardsiidae. The record is from RefSeq and is a predicted model, not a curated record.